Lineus longissimus is the source of this 8479-nucleotide messenger RNA. RefSeq lists its product as uncharacterized. The coding region runs from base 79 to 6852 and encodes 2257 amino acids. NCBI's taxonomy places the organism in Eukaryota, Metazoa, Nemertea, Pilidiophora, Heteronemertea, Lineidae. Gene Ontology annotation, biological process: regulation of transcription by RNA polymerase II. Gene Ontology annotation, cellular component: nucleus. Gene Ontology annotation, molecular function: DNA-binding transcription factor activity, RNA polymerase II-specific; RNA polymerase II cis-regulatory region sequence-specific DNA binding. The transcript has 13 exons. The record is from RefSeq and is a predicted model, not a curated record.
GCGUUUGUAUUAUAAAUCGCAUAAUGCAUAGCGCGUGAAGUUUUCUCCCGGCGCUCGGCAAGCCUUCACACGCUCAUCAUGUCGCGGAGGAAGCAGCAAAAUCCCAAACACUUAGAAGCUUCGGAUGACGAUUCCAGCCCCCAAACGUUACCUGGGGAAGCGGUUCCUGAGAUGGCGACCCUAAUUGACGAAAAUGACGGAAAGCGGGAAGUUGAAGAGAGUUCGCAAACAGAGUUCACAGAGGAGCGGGAAUUUGUGGAGCCGGCACCAAAACGAUUGAAAUUAGAUGAAGAAGCUUGUGUGGAUGAAAGGGUUAAUGACAAUGAAAUUCAGGUAGAUCAUAAUCAGAAUGCAGCGGAGGAUGUGUCCGAUGUUGGCGAUGUUAUCGGUAACGUUGACGGCCAUGAUGACUUUGACGACGAGAAUAAAGAGAAUGAACAUGACGAUUUAGAAGGCGUUGAUGACUAUGACGAUUUAGGUCAAGAUGACGGAAAGUCUAGCGACGAUGAUGAUAUCGAUGAUGACGAGGAUGAUGAAAGACCGUUAGAUCUGAAUGUGAAAUCGGGUAACUUUCUGUCGAAUAUUGCAAAAACUGGUAUCGAUACCCUUAACCCCAUGUUGACACCUGCAAUGGCAACAUUACAGCAGUUCUUCCCGUUUAACAAUGUGACAUUAGAACCGUUAGAAACAACAAAGCAGGCCGUGGCACAGUUUGCGGAAAAUAACCUUGCACCGUCAGAACUUGCCAUGUUACAAAGCACACUCUAUUCACUGCAGCAGCAGCAGUUGUUGCAGUUACAGUUGAUUCAGCAGCUUCAGCAGCAGCUGAUAAACGGAAUGAACCAAAAACAACAGCAACAGCAACAGAUGCAGCCAGGCGGGCAUUCGUCGUCUCCAAUGCCGCUCAAAGCAGCGCCACCUCCAUCUACUACCUCACCGCCAAUGUUGAUGCCGCCUGGUGGCCAUAGUAAAUCCGCCUUUGAUCCUGUUGCUAACACGGACAAGAAGGUCACAGGUUCAAGGUCAUCCAACUCGAGUCCAGAUCUCCAUGACGAUAAUCAAGUUGCACAGGAGAAGUCUGAACGCACCACACCAUCGCCCGCCGAACCCACCACGCCCGUUAACCCCUCCGUCUUCGUUAGCGAUGACCCGUUUUUCAAGCACAAAUGCCGAUAUUGCUACAAGGUCUUUGGUAGCGACAGUGCCCUUCAGAUUCAUAUCAGAUCGCACACAGGUGAAAGACCCUUCAAAUGUAACAUCUGCGGGAAUAGAUUUUCAACCCGAGGCAACCUGAAAGUACACUUCACCCGGCACAGAGCAAAGUACCCCCAUAUCCGGAUGAACCCCAAUCCAGUACCGGAACAUCUAGACCGGAUCGCACCACAACGAAUCUUCUCACCGAACCACGCACUCCCAACACCGACGAUGGGGCCUCAUUUUGGACCAAAUGGAAUCCCUAGCAUGCACAUGCGACCUUUUGACAAGAUGCCAGAGCUGCAAAUUAAACAAGAAACGGAGACGUCACCGUUUUCAAGGAUAGAGUCACCAGUUACAAGUUCCUCAUUGGCAACUUCGACCAGCCGGAGCCAUACUAGUCCAAUCCCUGCGGUCGGAAGCGAGCCACCAGCACUGACUUCACCAGAUAUGUCGACAGGUACUGCAAGCACUCAUAGCCAUCAGCGUUUGAGCCCACACAUGCCACGCCCACCGCACUCGAUACCCAUGCCAGUUCCGUUACCCAGCAGUCUUCCGACAAUGUCCAUGUCAAUGCCACCAAUGUCGAUGGUGGAUUCACCAUUUCAACGUGGAUCAAUUCUGCCCGCAAAAACAGACGACCCUCUGGAGGAAUUCAUGGAGUGUAAAAAAUCUGAGACCUCAAAACUCCAGCAGUUGGUCGAGAACAUUGAGACGAAACUGACAGAUCCAAAUCAAUGCGUCAUCUGCCAUCGUGUACUCAGCUGUAAGAGUGCACUGCAGAUGCAUUACAGAAUUCACACCGGCGAGAGACCAUUCCGUUGCAAAAUCUGUGGCCGAUCUUUCACGACAAAAGGGAAUCUGAAAACACACAUGGGUGUCCAUCGUGCUAAGCCGCCACUACGAAUGCUUCACCAGUGUCCCGUAUGUCACAAGCAGUUUACCAAUAGCUUGGUGCUUCAGCAGCAUAUACGCAUGCACACUAACGAUAUGAGUCAUAUGGGAUUCUCGAGCCACCAUCCUGAUUUCAGCGCCCCCUACCAACCGUUGAAUUUGUACCACCCACCACCAUCGCAUCCACAAGUCCUUCCAGGAGGUGAACUUGACCUCAGCAAGCCAUCAGAUCGAGACCGCUCAGAGCUCGACAGGAAGACAGGGAGUCCGGAUCGCGAGAGUCGGUCUCGCAGUGUCAGCCCCGAAAAUGAUACUCCAGAGAAAGACGACUAUAAUGAGAGUGAUGACGAUGAAACACCACCUCCCAAAGAUCACAGUCCUGUACCAAUGGACACUUACAAUGAGAAUCUCCCCAUUGAACCUGGUAAGGGAACACCAGAACCGCCAACGUCAAUGUAUUCUACCUCACUUGCAGCUUUAGAGGAACGUGUUCGUGCGAUGGAUGCCAGCAUGGCACAACCGCGGUACGACCUAAGUAGGCCGCUAGAUAUGACCCAUUCGCAUCACCAGGAAAGACGGCCCAAACCUGAUACACCGGUAUCAUUCGCAAGCUCGCCGAACGGUGAAAGGAACAUUAUGUCACCUGUGAGUCAGAGUGAGCACGGAUCUGAGCACCAGGACUCGCAGGAGCACCGCAGUAGUCCUCACUCCCGCAUGGGCUCAUCACCACCAUCAAUGUCUCCGUACCCAUAUCCAACAUCUUCUGGUACAAGCAGCCCGGGUGCAAACUUUGGCGCCUUAGACUUGUCUCAGGACAACAGGCCGACCACUUGCAAUAUCUGUACGAAGGUUUUUGCCUGCCGCAGCGCGUUGGACAUUCACUAUCGCAGUCACACCAAGGAACGACCUUACAUGUGCGAGGUAUGUGACCGAGGCUUCACAACACGAGGGAACAUGAAACAGCACAUGCUCACUCACAAAAUCCGUGAUUUGCCUUCCGAGGCUUUCGGGGAGGACCUUGAGGAAGACAGGGAGUCGGACAGAAGUGAAAACUUCCCAAAGUCUGAGCCAAACACACCGGCGAUGACUUCACACCCGCAUCUACACACACCAACCACGCCGCCAUCAGUUGCAGACAGUUCUCCGUUCGUUCGUAGACACAACCCAAAACAUCAGUGUCAGAUUUGCAUGAAGCCGUUCUCAAGUGCGAGCGCGUUACAGAUACAUAUCCGCACUCAUACCGGGGACAAACCAUUUAAAUGUACCGUCUGCGGGAAAGCGUUCACCACCAAAGGUAACUUGAAAGUUCACAUGGGGACGCACAUGUGGAACAACGGGCCAUCAAGGCGCGGCAGACGCAUCGCCAUGGAGCCUCCGAUCCCUAUGCCGACAAAGGAGGCCGAUUUCAUGUUUGCGCACCGAUCGCCUUCAGAACUUUACUUCCCGUAUCCACCGUUUGCAAAUGGCUUGUCGCCCAAGUUAAAUGAGAUUCCUGUCAUACAGAGCAUGAACGGCACCUUCCCUCAUCUUGGUGUCCCGACGAGCUCCGCAGCCGACUACCUCAAAAUGGCGUACUCACCGCUGAUGGCGAUGGCGGCGCCAGCGUUGCAUAAUGGCUUCAAAGACUCGAUCCCCAAUCGUGGUGACUUUGGUUCAAAUUUUAAGGAAGAGAAAGACAAUGUGAAAAAUAACAAUGAAGGUGAGGAGGAGAGCAAAACGCGAGAUGACCAGUCUGACGAUUCUUCACAUGCGCCGAACUGGUCGUGGAAGACGACGUGUCAUCUGUGUAGUAAGGUUUGUUCCUCGGUACCGGCCCUGGAGGCGCAUCUGCAAUCCCAUGUCUUGAGUCAUAACAGUUCAGAGAGAGAGGAGCAGAAGACUGUCAUGACUUCUGGCAAGAAUUGCAUCAGGUUGCAGACCUUGUCUGUCAGGAUGGAUUCUGUGAAUGCUACAGUUGCACCUCCUUCGGCCGAGUCCCUCAAUGACAUCCAGGAUUAUCUUGAGAACUUUAAUAAGGAGAUACAGGAAGCUGGUCCAAAUGGAAAUCAACAGCUAUUUAACCCAGAAGUUGGGCAGGGUGACUUUAUCCAACAGCCGAGUGAGCUACUACUGGCUAGUGGUUCAGAAGCAGCAACCGCUACAACUCAGAACCUUGAGACAAUUGCCCAGGAUGCCCUGCAGAGUAUGGGGACACUAACGCAACCCGUUGAUGGCAUGAAUGGUCAGGUUGUUCCUAAGACAGAGAUUGAUGAGCCGAUGGUCGUUACAAAACAGGAGCCGGGAGUUGACACAACCCAGUCCCAGAUCCUUAUCCAUCAUCCGCAGGGGAUUGUAUCCCAAGAUGGACAGCUGAUGAUUGUCUCAGGUGACCAGACCACUGCCUCGCAGCCAAUGUUGGUCAGCAAUGCUGGUGAACUCCCCCAGAUUAUCGUCUCCGAAGGGCAUGAUUUGGGAAGUCAGCAGGUGGUAGUGCAGACAGCAGCCUCCGAGACAGUUGGACAAGAUCAAAACGCCUUGGAAAACUCUGUGGUUCAAGUUUUGCAGUCUGUUGGAGCAGAGACCCAGAUGGUGCAGUCUGGUGACCAGAUGAAUAUCCAAGAUCCACAGUUGGUCGCUGUGCAGAAUGCCCAGGAUAGCUCACAGCCACAGUUGGUAGCAGUCCAACAGGGUGUAGAUCAGAGUUCACUGGAUAUCCUUGCGAGUGCUUCCCAGCAGGGCCAGCAGAUUGCUACAACUGAAGGCAACAUGGUGUUGAAUUCUGAAAACGCACCGUACCAGACGGUUACGAUUGUUCCCUCCGACGUCAACCAAGGCGGUGAAGUCAGUUAUGUCUUGAUUGUUUCGCAACCAGAUGAUAAGAACAAAGACGGCGAGGUGGGUGAUCUGUCUGUGUAUGACUUCAAGGAGGAAGCCAAAGAGCAUGUCGACGAUGGCGAAGGCAGUGACGAGGAGGAGGAGGGGGAGACCCCAAAGAAAAUCAUCAAGAUCCUCCCCAAGAAAGUCCCACAGUGUACCCAUUUGAUGUGCAACUAUUGCAAUUACACCAGCCCCAAGAAAUACCUUCUGACAAGGCAUAUGAAGACGCAUUCGGAGGAGCGGCCUCAUAAAUGUAAUAUUUGUGACCGCGGUUUCAAGACCGUUGCGUCGUUGCAGAAUCAUCACGAUACGCACACGGGUACAAAGCGUCACAAAUGCAAGGAGUGCGAAUCGGCUUUCACUACGUCUGGGGAGUUGGUACGUCAUGUUCGUUACAAGCAUACUCAUGAGAAACCUCACAAGUGUACCGAGUGCGACUAUGCUAGCGUUGAGCUGAGCAAGCUCAAGAGGCACAUGAGAUCGCACACAGGCGAACGACCAUACGCUUGCCCUCACUGCUGCUAUGCCAGCCCUGACACUUACAAGCUAAAAAGACAUUUACGAAUUCACACUGGUGAAAAACCUUACGAGUGUGACGUCUGCCAUACCCGCUUCACACAGAGCAACAGCUUAAAGGCACAUCGGCUGAUUCAUAGCGGCGCCAAGCCCGUGUACCAGUGUGAACUUUGUCCAACAACCUGUGGGCGCAAGACCGAUCUGAAAAUCCACAUUCAGAAGUUACACACGAGCGACAGACCGCUCUGUUGCAAGAAGUGUCACAAAUCAUUCCCUGAUCGCUACACGUUCAAGCUCCAUAUGAAGACGCAUGAUGGUGAGAAAUGCUUCAAAUGCGAGUUAUGCCCGUAUGCAGCGUUAUGUGAGCGGCAUCUACAGUCGCAUGUCCUAACUCAUACUGGCGAAAAACCAUUUGAGUGCGACCAGUGUGACCAGUCAUUCCGGCAAAAACAACUCCUGAAGCGCCAUAAGAAUCUCUACCAUACGCCGGACUACACAGCACCGGUUCCACGUGAGAAGAGUCACGAGUGCAGUGAAUGUGACAAGGCGUUUGCACACAAGGGAAAUCUGCUGCGCCACAUGGCCAUGCAUGACCCGGAGAGUCCGAUGUAUCAGCCGAUCACUCAGUUUAGAAAGAAGAGGGAGCCGGGUGAGGUGCGUGAAGAUGAUGACGAUGAUGAGGAGGAAGAGGAAGAGGAAAUGGAAGGUGAUGGGCUUGAGGUUGAAGUUGGCGAUGGUACCAACCAGGGUAAGACAGUAAUGAUUGAAGUGACCCAGGAGGGAUCUGCCCAGCAGAUGUUCUUGCUGAUGGAGGUACCUGCCGGGACAGAGGAGCUUGAGCAGGGCACCAUUCAGGAGGAGAUGGCGGUGCCAGAGGGCGUGGAAGAGCCAGUAGAGAUUGAGGAACAGCAGAAUACGGAGGAUAUGGAGCCACCGGUGCUUGUGAUGGAGACGCCUGUUACGCCUCGGAGGGGUAGACGUGGCAAGAAAGCUAUGGCAGUGACACCAAAACUUGAAAAGGUCGAACCAGAACCAGAACCAGAACUAGAAACGCCAUCGCCAGUGGAGACUCCUUCGCCAGCAGUGACAGUAACCCCAUCGCCAAGCAAGGGCAAGCGUAGCCGCCGCUUGUUCAAGAAGGAUGAACAGGAUGCGGAACCUGCAACCCUUGAAACGUCGACAUCAUCUACCCCAGCUAGAUCAACAAGAGGGAAAGCCAAAGUACAACAAGAAUCUUCUGAAGAGCCGCCGGCUAAGAGAACCAAACGUCAGAGUCCUAGGAAGGGGAAGCAAGAAGAUGGAGAAGAGCCCGAGGAAGACAAGCGUCGUGAAGAACAGAUUAGGAAAGAUAUUGAAGAGUGCUUUGGAUUUGAAGUUGACGAAGAAGGUUGAAUGAACGGAUGCCAUGGGAUGGUCGAAACUGCUUGGAUUGAAUUGGAAAAUGAAUCUGAGGUAAAAUCGACCUCAUAUACAGUUGAAGCAUAUCAUCGAUGCACUUCCCAGAGCAUUUCUGUUUUAAAAGAUUAUGAAAACUUCUUUUCUGUGAAUGCAGAUGGACUUAUUUUGUGAGACAUCAUUUUGAGCGAGGUCUCUGGGAGGAAAGUCUGGAGACUCCAUUCUAACUCUCUUCUGUAAUUGUAGGCUCUUCUCAGAAAGUUGAUGCUGAAGGAGUUGGUCAAAUAUCGAAGCUAUAAAAUGUAUUAAAAUCUUCAUGGUCUGUCCUGGUUCUAAGAUAUUUAAAUCAGGGGAAUUAUGCCAGAAGUUUAGACGAAACGUUCCAAUGACAAUUGCAUUGGUUGCUUUUGCUCUUACUUGUCUUUUCUCCUUUCCUUUAUACUGUAUAUAUGAAUGGACGUUAUAACACUUUUAGAUGUACAAAAUAAUGAACUGUGUUGAGAUAUUUCAUUGUUUAUCCUUAUUAACAUGAAUGUAUGUCAAGUCCGAGUAUUUUCACAUUUGCAUUAAAAUCAAACUUGUUAAAAAGUUGUCGUAGACCCAUCCAUGUUUGCUGCUGUUGGUGGGGAGCUGUCUUCAAUUAAUUUGACUACCUCCAAAUUGUUGGAUUUCAAAUUCCCGUUCAACGGCACACGAAAACAAUGGGAUUAUUAUCUUACAUCAUUCUAUAUUCUCUCAUCUCACCUUUUGUAAAUGUAGGUUAUGUUUUUGUAACAAAUGUACGCAUAGGCCCUGUUAGGCGACGUAAAGUCAUAUUGAUUGAAUAGCCAAGUGUUAGGAACAUGUAUUUUGUUAUUUUAAGAUUGUCAGGAUUGUGGCGGUGCCUGAGUAACUCACAGUUAGACUGAUGACAAUCCAGUAACUGUUUGUUAUUUUGUUUUUGAAAUAGAUCUGGAUUUUGGUUGUUACUGGCCCUGGAGGGUUACAAUAUGAUUAUUUUGCUAACUAGAAGUUGUUGAGAGGUACAUUCACUUGGACUUGCUAUGUAAACAAAUGUAUAAUGAACUCCCUAAAAGGAAAAGGGUCAUGAAUUACUGGCACACAUUGGCAAUAAAUCGUACUCAGACACAUUUCCCUUGAUCUUCCGAAGAUGUGUUGUACAUGUAUUAUGCGUGGCAUGCAGACAUUUGUCUUUCAUUUCUGUCUUGUUGACUUAAAAUGAGAAUGCUUUGAGAUUGUAAGAUAUCUGGUGGACACUGUCAUCAGCCUUCAGUACUGCAUAUUGCCAGCGGAUUUAGAUUAUUGGAAAAAAAUCGAAGUUCGGUGGGCAGACGUUAGCACAACACUAUUAAAAUCAAUAGAAAUUUGGAGUUUAGGAAUGAAAGUAUUAGAACUUUUCAUCAAAAAUGAUUGUUAGCGCAUUUUUCAGUCAACUUUAAUAGAAUGUCCUCUUGAGAAACACUUUAACAAUCGUGCUACCAAACUUUGAACCAGAAAUAUCCUUGAUUAUGAACAGAUUUUAAUGAACUUGUAUUGCACACUCUAGUUCAGCUAGUACUAUAUUCUGUGAACUUAUAUGUAUGGAUCCAUGGUGGAGUUUACAAUAAAAUGCAUGAAAGUAUAA